UCAGGUGUUCUCGGCGACUUGGCUACUUCGCUUCGCUGCGCCGUUGACAUCGCACAGGCGCUCGUCACCCGCAGGUCUGAAAGCAGAGAAGUUAAUCGGGAAGCAGCCAUGACAGCGUUCACCGAGAUGUCCAUGGCGCACGUGGUAACCGUUAUGCUGGUGACAGCAGCGCAUACCUCAGGGCCACCCGCUGUGUCCACGAGCUCUCGCAGAAGGAGCAGUGCAUCGACGACAGCAGCCACAAAAUGCUGACGCACUUCCGUCAAAAGUCCCAAGGCAAAGAUUGCGAGCGGUACGAUUAUCGGCAGUGCGGAGCUGCCGGCACAGCAGUCAGCUCCGCCUUCCUACUCGUCGGAACUUUCCUCCUCGUUCGGUUGUUCGGCACGUCAUGAUCGUCUAUUUUGCUCAUCUGUCCCAGUUCAAGGAAAGAGAGCGUAUGGUGCAACAGCAGCACCCGUCCAACUGUGCAGUCGCACGUGUGCGUCUAAUAUACGAAACCAAAAGUGCAAUUUGAAGGGCCAGAACAUUGUUGGGGGGAGCGUAGCCUACCAUGUGAUUGGUACUCACCCGGUAGUCAACUCACUGUCCUCCUUCUGACCAAUCUGCGCGGAAGAGACCGACGAUCUGGAGAUUAAAUGCCAUUACCGCCCUUCGGACCUUCGCUCACAAAACGAAAGAAAAUGCUUGUGUGUGCACGUCCACGUGGCUUGCCAGAUGGAUUGAAGGUGUCUAAGAAGCAGUUAUGGUUGUGUUUGCAAAUACCUGAUAAGCUGUCGAGUUCCAUACAUUCCAUCUCCCGAGAAAGUUGUCACACCCUCUUGUCUUUUCGUACCGUUUCCUCUGGCUGAUAAUGUUUCCGCGUUUGCUCCACUGUUUUUUCUUAAGCUGGCAGUCUCAAUUUCUCCCAACGAAAGCGCAGCUAUGCAUGUUUACGAUCAACAUUUGUUCGAAGAUACUGGCAAGUACAGAAGGGGAGUCCUUGAAAUUAAUCACUUGAAUCUCCUUUAGCUUAAUAAGCGUAACUUAAGAAUAUGUAUUUCAUGCCUACACCGGUUCCGAAAGGACCACCUUGUGUAAAUAUCCCCAAAACAAGGCUGCUCAGUCCCCCCAAAUGAAAAAAAGCUUAGUUGUUUUGUUAUGCCCUUCCCACGUUCAUCUUUUCAAUUAAUUUUAUUGCACGCCACUAGUACAUCCCCAUAUAGCGGUCUAAUCACGGGUGAGCACUUUGUUUGGCCAUCCUGGCAAAUAUUAAAGUUUAGGUCACACAGGCCACUAGAAUGAGAAACUUCAGAGUGUUUCAAUGUGACAUGUUGGGCUAGUUGGUUUGAGGUGAACAGCGCCGUCCUGUCGUGUUUGCUCCUUUACUCUUGUCCAAGUUUCUUUGUCACUGUUUAUUCCCAAGAUGUUCAGAGUGUUUAUUUGCUGCGAUCAAACUCCCUUUUAUGGUGAACCCGGCGCUCUGUUUCACAAGUUUACGUGCAUUCUUUUUGCCUCUACCUCAAACGCUGGUUAUCAUUUUUGCAAAAAGCAACGCUCGCUGGUACAGUCAAAUCUCUCCAAUUCAAACUCGAGGGGGAAUGAAAAUUUGUUUGAAUAAAACAAAGUUGGAAUUACCGGGAGUUUCCUCCCAUAGAGACGCAUAGGACGGGACCUGCAUGUUAGUUUGAAUUAUCCAUAAGUUUGAAUUAAGAGAGUCUACUGUAUUGCUCCACAAUUUAGCCCAUUGUGUCGCAUAAAGAUGAAUCUCACUGUUGUGCUUAAGUGUUGUGAAAAUUUAUUUGAAGUGUGAUCAUGAGGAACGAAAAAUCAAUACAAAAUAGUGCACCUGAGCCAUGACAAAUAUGAAUCGAGUGGUGCAGUUCAUCAGAUUUUGAUGAAGCUAUAGUCACUGGACGAUAUGAAUGUUGUCUACAAAUGUAUGUCAUUAAAAAAUGCAUAAAAUAAAGUUAAAAAAAAAAAAAA
Ixodes scapularis (black-legged tick) is the source of this 1962-nucleotide messenger RNA. RefSeq lists its product as uncharacterized. The record is from RefSeq and is a predicted model, not a curated record. NCBI's taxonomy places the organism in Eukaryota, Metazoa, Arthropoda, Arachnida, Ixodida, Ixodidae.